This is a messenger RNA of Xenopus tropicalis (tropical clawed frog), 7739 nucleotides long. It is a transcript of the gene arhgap32, whose product is annotated as Rho GTPase activating protein 32. The record is from RefSeq and is a predicted model, not a curated record. Gene Ontology annotation, biological process: signal transduction. NCBI's taxonomy places the organism in Eukaryota, Metazoa, Chordata, Amphibia, Anura, Pipidae. Gene Ontology annotation, cellular component: endosome membrane; endomembrane system; cytoplasm. Gene Ontology annotation, molecular function: phosphatidylinositol binding; GTPase activator activity; phosphatidylinositol phosphate binding. Bases 1380 to 7367 code for a protein of 1995 amino acids. The transcript has 24 exons.
UGACAUUUGCUACUAUGCAAAAGAGGAACAACACGGAACACAAUAAAACUUAGAAUCAAUAACUUGUUAUUCCAUUCACUGCUGAUCCUUAUAUUCUGGUUACAAAUAUUGGGUGUUAAAUUGCACAAGUAUGGUCUACAAGGUAGAAAAUAAAAACAAAGACCUGAUUGGUUGCUAGUGGCAACUGCACACCUGAAAUUUAGUAUUUAAGUUUGUAAAUCAGCCCAAAACCUGCUUCUUAGACAGCCAUGUGUAUUAGAAUAAAACUUUGUGACAGGAAUAGCACUCCCACCACACACAGGGCAGAGUUUGUCCUCAAACCUUGCAUUUUCAGGCUGAAAAGUGACAGGCAGAAACACUAAUCAAAUAAAAUUUUUGAUUUUCUGCUUAAUACUCCAGUGUAUAUAUGUACACCUGUUUUAUGAAUUCUGUCGCCAGUGUAAUUAUUAUUCUUCAUUUAUAUAGCAGUAAAAUGUUACUCAUGGCUGUACAGCAGGUUAGACAAAUCAUGAUCCACAAAGAAAGCCACAGAGAAAUGCAAGAUCUGAGUUAUAUGAAAGGGGUUAAUUUAAAAGCUGUAAAACAUCUGCCUGCCCAGACUUGUGCUGCUGAUACACUCCUUGACUCAUAGCCAGGACAUUCUCCAAACUUGGUUAGAAAUCCAUCUUUAUAACAGCUAUGUGGAACACUAUUAGUGUAGGGCACAAAGGCAGUAUUCCAAUUUUGCAUCUUUCACCCCAAAUCGUUUGCGCGGGAAAUGCGUUAUUUCUCUGCCCCCCAAUCUAUUGACAAGUUCCCAAUAGGAACUGCAGUGAGACUGCUCUAAAGCGGAGAUUCCCAGCGCUCCUGCAGCGUCAUCCCCCUGCCUUCAUGCCCAUCAUCAACCUGCACUGAGCAAUCUGGGAGAAUCCAGCGCCUUUGUGCGGGAGAAUAGUGUGUGCGUGAGCAAUAGCUCAAUGAAUCCUUUGAAGCUCACACAAGUUGAAAUAAGAGAACAAUAUGCCCCGAGAAGCCAAGCCUUCCCCUCCUCCCUCCCUCUGACAGUGUCUUGUGGCUCUUCCCCUCCCUCUGCCUGCAAAGGAACAGCUGAAGGGCUUGUGGCCACCUCAGAAAGGAAACUCUGCAGUGUUAGAGCAGCCAGUCCAGCCAUCUCCCAGCCUCGCCGAUCCGUAAUGGCCCCCGUGUUUGGCCAGUAACCAGGUACAUAGGUGGGCAGGAAUCAUGGCUCCACAUGGAUAGUAUAUUCCACUUUGGCUCUUGGAUGUAUCUCUCUGCUUUUCAGCACAGCCUUGUACCUUCCCCUCUCUCCAUUCAGUCUCCGUUCCCUGUCUUUACUGCGUUCUCUCUAUCACAAGCGGCUCCUGCAGUGAUCUUGCAGCAUGGAGGGAGGGACCGACGCCGCUGCCUUCGCUGCUUUUCCCAGUAUCCACGCAGUUCCUUCGACUUCUGGCAGGAUGGCAACGGGGGGCAAGCUGGAUGAAUUAGAAAGAAUAAUGAAGUCUUCACUGCACUUAGAGGAGGAUGAUUUUGUACCCGAGUUGCCAAGGAGUAUCCAUCCCCGGGAGAGGCCGGACUGGGAGGAGACUAUUAGUGCCAUGGCACGAGGGGCAGACAUCCCAGUCCCAGGGGAAAUACCGACGAUGCCUACAGAAAUCCCUCUUCGCUCCUGUGGCAGUACUGCCAGCAUGAAGGUGAAAAAUGUCAAGAAGUUAUCCUUCACGAAAGGGCAUUUUCCUAAACUUGCAGAAUGUGCACAUUUCCACUAUGAAAAUGUAGACUUUGGCAGCAUACAGCUCACACUCACAGAAGAUCAAAAUGAAGUGAGCAGAAAUGGCUGUGAAUCCAAGGAACUUGUUUUCCUAGUACAGAUUGCUUGUCAGGGCCGUAGCUGGAUAGUUAAGCGGAGUUAUGAAGAUUUUCGGGUUCUGGAUAAACACCUUCAUCUGUGCAUAUAUGAUAGGCGCUUCUCUCAGCUCUCAGAGCUGCCCCGUUCCGACUCCGUAAAGGAUAGUCCAGAGUUGGUCACACAGAUGCUGAUGGCUUACCUAUCGCGGCUGUCAGCCAUCGCAGGUAACAAGAUCAAUUGUGGGCCAGCUCUGACGUGGAUGGAGAUCGAUAAUAAAGGCAAUCAUUUGCUUGUGCACGAAGAGUCCUCCAUAAAUGUUCCAGCCAUCGCUGCUGCCCAUGUCAUAAAGCGAUAUAAUGCUCAGGCCCCAGAUGAACUCUCUUUUGAGGUGGGAGACAUAGUAUCUGUAAUUGACAUGCCACCAAAAGAACUGACCACGUGGUGGAGAGGAAAGCAUGGAUUUCAAGUGGGUUUCUUUCCAAGUGAAUGUGUGGAAUUAAUAAAUGAUAAAGUCCCCCAAUCAAUGACAAACUCUGUGCCUAAACCAGUCUCCCCUGCGCAUGGAAUGAGGCCGGCCUCCUGGAGCUACUUUCCCCCCUAUUUGGAGAUGGAUAGUUUAAGGCCUGGAACAUCGUGCUGUUCUGAGGUAUUAAGUCACUCGCAGCUAAGCUCAGUGUCCCGGAAGCACGGCAAGCUCAUCACAUUUCUAAGAACCUUCAUGAAGUCCAGACCCAGCAAACAGAAACUGAAGCAGAGAGGGAUCCUGAGGGAGCGAGUGUUUGGUUGUGACCUUGGGGAACAUCUGCUUAACUCUGGUCAGGAUGUCCCCCAAGUCCUCAGGAGCUGCACAGAGUUUAUAGAAAAACAUGGCAUUGUUGAUGGAAUCUACCGUCUGUCUGGGAUUGCAUCUAACAUCCAGAAACUACGUCAUGAAUUUGACUCUGAACAGAUUCCAGACCUGACUAAAGAUGUGUACAUCCAGGACAUUCACUGUGUUGGCUCUCUCUGUAAACUCUACUUCCGGGAACUCCCAAACCCUCUGCUCACAUAUCAGUUGUAUGAAAAGUUCUCUGAUGCUGUGUCAGCGGCUACUGAUGAAGAGAGACUGGUGAAAAUUCAUGAUGUUAUUCAACAGCUUCCCCCACCUCAUUACAGAACACUGGAGUUCCUUAUGCGCCACUUAUCAAGACUUGCGACAUACUGCUCUAUCACCAAUAUGCACACUAAAAAUUUGGCAAUUGUCUGGGCCCCUAACCUGCUCCGGUCAAAACAGAUUGAGUCUGCAUGUUUUAGCGGUACAGCAGCUUUCAUGGAAGUGCGCAUACAGUCUGUGGUAGUUGAAUUUAUUCUAAACCAUGUGGAGGUUCUCUUUAGUCCUAAACUUAGUUCUGUGAUAAGGGAUGGUGCUGGUCACACUUCUUUGUCUCGGCCCAAGUCACUGUUGGUGUCAUCUCCAUCUACAAAACUACUAAGCCUAGAGGAGGCUCAAGCAAGGACACAGGCCCAAAUCAAUUCCCCUGUUGUGGCUGACAGCAAGUACAUUGAGGUGGGAGAGGGACCAGCUGCUUUGCAGGGCAGAUUCCACACUGUAAUUGACUUCCCUUCUGAAAGGAAAAGACCGCCAACCAAAAUGAAAAAAUCUCCUGUUGGAAGCUGGCGUUCUUUUUUUAGCAUAGGCAAAUCAUCAUCUUCAGCCUCCAUGUCUAAGCGGAAACUUCAGCGUAAUCCAAGUGAGCCUUUGGAAAUGAAAUCCAUGGCAUUUGCAGGUGGAAGAGAUAGCAGCACCAUGCGCUCAGCUAAAAGCGAGGAGUCUCUCAGUUCCUUGCAUGCAGCAGAUGGAGAGUCGAAGCUAUUUCGUCCACGUCGUCCUCGUUCCAGCAGCGAUGCUCUGUCUGCUUCAUAUAAUGGGGACCUUCUGGAUAGCUGCAACCGUUGCAACUCCUAUGAUAAUCUGCCCCGAGACCAAGACAGUGAUGGAGAUGAGGGUUUGAUUCAUGUGCCUGCUAUGCUGUCAGGUCGCUCUCCUGAGGAUGAAGAACUCAGCCCACCAGACAUUGGUAUGGCCAGUUUGGACUUUGACCCAAUGUCUUUUCAGUGCAGCCCUCCCCAGCUAGAAUCUGAAGGACCAGACAUUUUUUUUCAGCUUGACAUUUGUGCUAGCAAUGGCAAGGAUAAGGUGCAAAGUGAUGCACAAAACCUAGGCGGUGUCUCCAGCUCCGAACCUCACUCUCCUUUCCAAGAGAAAGUCGUUAGUCCAUUUCUAUCGCCUGACCGCAGUUCUAGUACAGAUAAAGUAUCCAAAACUACAUCAUUUGCAGAAAAAGUUGUGCAGGCCUUGUCACCUAAAGUGGGGCGCAAAGCAGUUCGAUCUCCUCCAUUAACCAUCUCAGAGCCUGUCACCAUCUCUCUCCCUAGUCGGGUAUCGGAAAUGAUUGGAAGUAUGCAAGGCAAUACUGCUGCUUCCCAGUCUUUAAUUUGGUACAGAGAAAACAGUUUAAAUUCUAGAGAAACUGAAAUGAAUUAUGUUUGUAAAUCGGUGGAUGCCAACCUUCCAUCCUUAUUGCCAGCAACAGAUCCAUGGUCUACAGUUACUCCUGUAAUUACUCAAUGGAACCCAGAUGGAUUACAGAGAGAAGACAAAGCAGGACCAUUUACUCAUGGCUUUCCCCAGCCAAAUAGUGACUUGGAACAAGUAGAAAACUUCAACCUGGAACUUAGCACAACAAAUGUUGCUGCAGCAUAUCAGAAAGAAGAUACAGAAUUGUCGAGAGCAAAUCAGAACAAAUCCCACUCUUCUGUUUCUCCCCCUCAAGGAGCUUCUGCUUCAGAAUCUCCACAGGAGCUAGCCCCUGUCAGUAGUGUUUCUAUCAUUCCACCUCCACCUCCUCCAAAGAAUCCUGCACGCAUGCUGGCAUUAGCACUGGCUGAAUCUGCUCAACAGGCAUCUGCUAAUAAAAGACCUCUUUAUAUGCAGUUCAUGGAUCUACCCCCCCAUCCUCCUCCACCAUCAGUACUAGAGGACAAACCACUUCUUGAGUUAUCUCCAAAAAUGUCUCCAGAGCACCUUGUAUCUGGUCCUGCAACACCAGCGACCAGUCCUCCAGUCAUAUCCAAUAAAACAUCUCCAGCUACUCCACCAAGCACAACUUCAUCAUUUUCUAUCACAACAAUUCAUCACAGUCCUGUGAAAAACCAUAGUCCUCUGGCAGGACAGAUGCCUACAGCAGUCACUCCUGGACUCAGUCCUUCAUCAAACCAGGUUCCUGUAUCCUUUCUAUCUGAUGAAAUGCUACCUUCUGAAACAAAUAAAAUGAAUUCUGUCAUACUGAGUGAAGCAUUUACAACAGGAAUUCCUGUUACUCCACCAUCUGAAAAACCCAAGGAAAUUUCUAGACCACCACAUCUUCACCAGCGUUCUGAAUCCUUUCCUUCACAUCCUGCAUAUAGCAAUGCAAAGCCCACUCCACCAGUUAGAACAAUGGAUAGUCGACUGGCAACUGCCAUGCAUUCCAACUUCAAUGAUGCCAUCACUGCUAAUAACUACCACUCCUUCCUGAACACCAUGAUGCUUCCUUCUUCUCUAGAGGAUGUGCUACCCAGACACAACUAUUCUCAUUCUUCUCAUCUCAAGACAGAAAAUAUAGAUGAACAGGGAGUUAAUUACAGACAACCUUAUUUAUCCAACACCAAGCAAGAGGACCCAGCUGAUGUGGGAGAUUUAUACAGACAGCAAUAUAUUUCUACUGGAAAGUCUGAGAAUGCUGAGAUAGGAAACACUUACCGGCACCCAUAUCCUUCCAAUACUGAGCCAGAAAGUCUAAAGGAGCCACUAGAUCCUUUUCUGCAUCACAAGUCAGCAGUUGCUCCAAAGACAUAUAGAGCAGAAACACUUCUACCACAUAUGCCUCCUCAAGUUUAUGGUUCAAGAUGUGAUACUCCAUCCUCAACAUUUUAUGGCACCUACAUAAAUCAGGCCAAACACCCCCGCACCAGGAACAGACCUGAUUAUAUGUCCUCUAUGAGCCCAGGUCUCCGUAGCUACUCAGAAGACACAUCUUCCUACCCUACUAUUCGAAGGGUACAAUCUCUGCAUGUGCCUAUGCAACCUCCGCCACCUCCUAUCCGCACUGUUCCAAUUUCAAGAACAGAGGUUCCCCCAGAUGAUGAUCCAGCAUACUGCCCAAGACCAGUUUAUCAAUACAAACAAUGCCCCCAAUUUAACUCUCAGUCAGAUUACCAUGUUACCCAGCUGCAGCCUUACUUUGAAAAUGGACGAGUUCAUUAUCGCUACAGUCCCUAUUCAGGGGGCCCAAGUUAUUUUUCAGCAGAUAGCAAUUUCUAUGAUAUGGACCCCUACAGCACCUUACGUCUGCGACAACUUCCUCUCUACCCAAGCCGGGACUUUGCUUCUUACACCACAAGAUUGCAGCCCAAAAACACAUAUCGGUCACAAGGAUUGCCCCCAUAUCCCAGAGGAACUCUACGGGAACACAAUUUUAUCAGUAGAGAUGUUCCUCCUGCACUACCACCUGAACAUCCACGACCUCUUCACAUUUCUUGGGACAUGGAAGACAUGGACAGAUACAGACUGCAAUCCCUGCGACGAGAGAACAGGGCACGUCAGAGAGCUAAAGGACCAGUAAUGUCUCAGUAUGAUAAUGUUACACCAACCUUAGUGGAGGAUGUAGCAGGCUUAGAUGUCAUACAUCUCCGAAGCCGUUCUGAUCCUGGUAAGACUCCUGGUCUUUUAAGUGUGGCUGAGAACAAAGACGUCCGUUACCCAGGAAGGGCAGAAGGUGAUGAGCAUACAACAUAUCCACCUCCUGUUUUUGGAAAUGGCCAUCAAGAUAAGCCAUCUCUUCCUCAAAAGCAAAGUGGAUCAAGCCGGGUUCGAAUGCAACAUGAAAUAUCUACUGAGCAGCGGACUCAACCUUCUCAAGAUACUUUGCAUAGGCAACCCACAGAGGGACGAAAUGGUCCUCCAAUUCCUCCUGUGGACUACAGCUCUAAAGGAAUGCCAAAUCCCCCAGACCCUGCAUCAUAUCAUUCCUCUGCAAACAAAUAUAACUUGACACAACAGGAACCCAUGCGACUUAUUCACAAAGAGCUUCGGCUCCCUGAGGAUAUUGAGCAUUCACAUACCAGGCCAGCUGACAACCAACACCGUGACUGUUACAGGGAGGAGCCAGCUCAGUUUCCCCUUACUGCACCUCCUCCUAAACCAGAGAGGAGCCAUAGCCUUCGAGGUCAUAAUCCAGAUGUUUUAGAAAGAGACCCUAGUAUCUUCUACCCCUACCAAACGCUUCAAGCCAAGAGACACAGCACAAUUAAUGCAGUGUCACAAUAUGAUAAUCUAGCUGAUUACCAUUCUAUACCCCAUCAUCGAACCACUAACCAGUCUACUCCAAAUGCCUUUAACCUCCCACAUGGACGGACCUAUGCUACUGCCCUGGGCCAGGGUGCCUUUCUAGCUGCUGAACUCGGCUUGCAAAGGCCUGAGACAAAAAUCCAUGUGGAGUGAGGUGCUGCCAGCAGCAUGGAAGUAGCUUUUACAGGGGUUUAGCAAUGGGAGGGUUAGAUGUGGAGAGGACUUCAUUCUUUUUAGGCAGACCCCUGCUGGACAGUGGACUGUUUUAUUUUUUCAAAAGACAAAAAAAAAUUAAUAAAAAGCGUAAAGGAAACCAAAACUUAGAUGAAAUACAAAAUAACGACACACAGCAUACAUCUAGCAAUAUACAAAAACAAUGAUACACAUGCACCCACUACAAUGUUAGGACUGUUUUUAUGUUGUAAUCCGUGAUGUCAUUAUCCUGUACCAUUUGUCAACCUUGGAGUCCUUCCUGAGUGUGAGCAGGAAGGCAAAGAGGAAUAAAGGACUCCUAUUUAAUCCUUA